AUGAACAUGAACCUCGCCCCGCUUGAAUGGAAUCAGUACAUCGAACUCGUAAACACUUACGAUGAGUUUGGUACCCUCCAUUUCGAGAACACGCCUAACCAAUCCUCGCCACCGUACGUUUCUCCGGGCCUUGAUGCUGAUCCAAAUGGUGGCCAUAUGGCACUGGAUACUCAGAACCCUGAAAACACGGCUUUCCUUCACGUGCAGCUCCAAACUUGGCGCUGGAUCCAAAAAUUAGCCGCUCAACGUAACUCUUCGAGCAAACAUCAUCAACGCUAUCUUGUACGAAAGAUGGAUCACCUAGACAGUAUAAAAUGCGCACAGUGGAACGCCCAGCGAGUUGGUUCUGAAGGCGGGUACCUUGUAAUCCUUAAUCGCCAGGAUCAAUCCAUUGAUACAGCACCCAAGAUAUCGGCACUCCAUGAUAUCCUCAUCUUUGCAACCUUCUUACCCAUCUACGUCCAAACGGCAUUUGGGCAUUCUCGCGCUCACGUUCAAUUCAUCUAUGAAGCAAUAAUGCAACUUAUUAAAUGCCUUUUAUUUGCCUCUCGAGAAGACAUAAACACCAUCGCAGCCCAAUUUACCAGCGUACCGAAGGACACCCGAUCCUUAUAUAGGUUGUUUGAAUUAGACUCUCCAGAUCAGACAUAUAUACUAUGCUCAGUAUGCUUCUCACUCUAUUCACGCACUCUUCAUCCCAUGGUUGCGCCAAUCGAUUAUUCCCCCCGACAGCCGCUGCCUGACCCACCCGCUGGUUUCGAAUACCCGGCGUUACCUGAUAUUGAUACAAGGGAUUGGUUACAGUUUCAACGCAGACCAAAGUUUCCACACAACCAGCGCUGCACAUUCCAACUUACACCAGAUUCGAAGCCUUGUGGGGCGAGGCUUAUCAACCAUGCAUCUUCGUCAGGCAUCGCUCUACCCUCUGUUGGAGUAACGGAUACAGCUUUGGAACAAACAAGUAUUCUUUAUACGUACCGUAGCCUGGGAUUGUUUCUCAAGAGAGUCACAUCGACUCCACAAAUACUGACUCAUCUUGUUGAGAGUACGUCGCAACAGAUUGAUUUGGUAUCUGGGUCUAUGGACGACAUCAUGAAUUCGCCCGGCGUCCAAACACUCCGUAUGCCCAGCGGUGUGCCAUUCGUAGCACAGGUGCCAGGGGAGCUUCGUCUUUGCCUUGGGCUCUUUGUGGACUGGUACAAUGCCCGCCAAAAUAACCUCAGAGGAAGUGUGCAUAGUACAGGCGGAGUUUACAUUGUAAUUCUCAAUCUACCUCGACACCUACGAUUCCAGCAGCAAUAUAUGUAUGAACUAUUUAUUCCAGGACCACGGGAGCCAACAACGGAGCAGCUUAACAACCUCCUCUAUCCAAUUGUUGAAGAUUUGAACAUACUCUAUACCUUUGGGAUUGACAUUGACAAUAACGGAUAUACAAAGUGUCGAGCGAUGCUUGCACUAGUUACUGCUGAUCAGCUUGCUGCAAGAAAAAUUGGAGGUUAUGCGGGUGUUGGUCAUCGUUGGUUUUGCCCUCACUGUCGUCUUCCAAGAAGUCAGCUCACCAAUGAACUAGAAAGGAUUCGAUGGGCAAGAGGGGUCACUCAGGAAGCGUAUCAGCAGAUUACUCUAGCAUGGCGAGAUGCACCUAAUGAGAAGGCUCAACGAGCCAUCUUUGACCGUUAUGGCUUUCGAUACACAGAACUCAGCCGAUUACCUUAUUUCGAUGUUCGAAAGCAGAUUGUUAUUGAGCCAUUCCAUGCAAUACUCACUAAUAUUGCUCAACCGCACUGCCGGCAUCUCAUUGGAGAAAUCCGCGGCCUUCCCAGUACUGCAUAUCUCUUUGAUGACAGCCUGGACAGCGCACCAGAGGAACAGUUGGGGAGUGAUCACAAUAGUAGCGAAUCUAGCUCUGAAGCUGACAAUCAGGAUGACGGGGAGAAAGCACUGCCUGGCGAAAGCAUCCUUCACCAGCCCGAGUUCGCCAUUUCGGACUUAAAUCGCCUUUUCAGACAACGGCAGAAUCACCUUAUACAGCUUUACCGGCAAUGUGGGCUCCCAUGGUGGCAUCUCAAUUUCCAAGGAAAUCGUGUCACCAAACAGGAAAUAGUGUUCAAUUUAGCAAAAUGGAUGCUGGAUCAGGGAAAGCUAUUCACAGACCCAGAUCAGGGAUUUCUCUCAAAGAACAAUGCUCUUGUUCAACUUAGAGCCUGGCAUCCACCUGGGAUUAAAGGGGAAAGGCUAAAAGAACUAGACACAAUAUCACCCAAAUUGAACCCAAUUCUCAAGCAGGAACUUCGAGCAGAUCUUGCUCUUAUGGUCUUCCCAGCACAUCUUGCACAUGAUAAACCGCCAUCAAAUCUCGGGAGCAAGAGCCAUGGAACGUUGAAAGCUGCACAGUGGAGAAUAAUCUAUUGCUUUGGCUUGCUUGUGACUCUAGGCCGACACUGGGGAAAUGCCAAUGCACCCCAAGAACACCAAGAAUAUUUCCGACAUUUCAUCCACCUUGUCAUCAUUAUUCGAAUUGCUUACUCCCGUCAGCUAACUCAGUCUAUGAUUGCCAAUUUUCACCACCACUGCACCAAGUAUGUCCACGGAGUGCAAACCACGUUUCCUCAAGACUUUAUGAAGCCAAGUCAUCACUAUCUCCUUCAUUUAUCAGAUUUUCUUUCUCGGUUUGGACCAGUUCCAGACUGGUGGGCGUUUGCAUUUGAGCGCCAUAAUGGAUUCAUACAACGGACAAAUACAAAUAACAAACGAGGUGAGGUUGAGCUGUCGUUUGAUCGGCGAAUGAGUCGUUUAUCAAACAUGGGCCAGCUGCUGCAAAGCUCCUCCCUACCCGCUCUCAAGUGGUUUGCUGAACACAAGAUUAAGCCUGGCGAUACCACACAUACUAUCAAAUCAGCAGCGAUUGGCCUUCCUGAGACCCCAAGCAACAUUCCCCUGGACGCAGUUGCUCUGAUUGCCCUUAAUGCGGCAAAGAUACAAUACUCCCUGUGCCAAACAUUCACAUGGUUUGAGAGGGAAGGUCUGAAAUUCGAGUGUUUGCAGCAAGAAUCAAAGGCCACACGGCACCUCAUCCACUACUCAGCAACCGAUAUUCACAGUAGGGAGAUACUUAAAUCAGCUGGAUAUAUAACCAAUAUUUUCCGCCUCAAGAGAGACAUGCAUGCUUCAUGGGAGCCAACUUUAUAUAUUUGUGUGACGCCAUAUAAGCCCGCCGAGAACCAACCCAGUUGGGGUGAGGAUGUGGAUGCUUACCUAUAUUCUUACGAGAAGCAACCAUCGAUUGUUUGCAACAUUAUGCAUGUCGAACUCAAGCCUGUAGUGUUUUAUCCAUGGAGCAAAGAUGUUCAGCUUAUCAUGCCAGUAUGA
Molecule: messenger RNA, 3369 nt
Organism: Serendipita indica DSM 11827
Lineage: Eukaryota; Fungi; Basidiomycota; Agaricomycetes; Sebacinales; Serendipitaceae
Source: the annotation of a GenBank genome assembly